Messenger RNA from Thlaspi arvense, 792 nucleotides. NCBI's taxonomy places the organism in Eukaryota, Viridiplantae, Streptophyta, Magnoliopsida, Brassicales, Brassicaceae. The record is from the annotation of a GenBank genome assembly.
AUGAUUCCGAUGGAUAAUUACUGCGUACCGAGCACUAGCACGACCGGUUUAGUAUUUCCGGCGAAUUCGAGCAUGACUGCUUCCUCGGGAUUCCACCUUACUGUAAAUUCUCCGGCUGGACUCAAACAUGAAGCUGCUUUGGCUGUUGAUUGGUCUGUUGAGGAACAGUAUAUAUUGGAGAAAGGCCUUGCAAAAUUUAAAGAUGAACCACAGGUUACAAAGUAUGUAAAGAUCGCAUCAACUCUACCAGAUAAAAGUGUACGGGAUGUAGCAAUGAGGUGUAAAUGGAUGACGCAAAAACGAAGAAAAGGGGAAGAACAUAGUACCGGUACGAAAGUUAGCUAUAGAAAGGUGGUGGAUCUACCCCCAAAACUGAACAUGUUCUCCACGGUGCCACAACAAAAUGGCACAUAUGUCAUGAACCAAAUGUUCCAAAAUACACGCAUGCCUUUUGAAGGUUUAAGUGAUGCGGUUAUGGAGCUUCUACGGCAGAAUGUCCAAGCUUUCAGUCAAAUUUCGUCAAACCUUUCUGCGUGCAAGCCACUGGAUAACAUCAGUCUGUUUAAUCUGGCAAGAAAUAACCUCAGUUCCAUCUUGAAUGACAUGAAGGAGAUGCCUGGUAUCAUCAGCCGGAUGCCACCUCUACCCGUUUCAAUUAACAAUGAUCUUGCAUUCAGGAACAUUGCUUUAGAUCUGGCUGAACUAUGGAUAGCCUUACUGAGCCAAGAAACUGAUGGAGGGGGAAACUGGAUUUUGACCAAUGCUAAAGGAAAUAGCACAAGAAACCGGUAA